Beta vulgaris subsp. vulgaris (sugar beet) is the source of this 1326-nucleotide messenger RNA. RefSeq lists its product as uncharacterized. The transcript has 4 exons. The record is from RefSeq and is a predicted model, not a curated record. Gene Ontology annotation, molecular function: DNA binding. NCBI's taxonomy places the organism in Eukaryota, Viridiplantae, Streptophyta, Magnoliopsida, Caryophyllales, Amaranthaceae. The coding region runs from base 1 to 1326 and encodes 441 amino acids.
AUGAGUGAAAGGUGGAGGAAGGUUAUCGCCACAUAUAUGCAGAAUGUGAUGAUUUCACAGCCCACUCAGCCACCUACACAUCCACCUACCGGGUUAUAUCCUUCACCAUCUGCUGAGCCAUCUCCUUUACAUGUACAAAUACCUACUCAACCACCUACUCAGUCACCUACUGGGACAUAUUCUCUUUUUCCAUCUCCUUCACAUGUACAACCACCUACUCAGCCUCUUGUUGGGUUAUAUCAUUUUUUCCCUUCACCAUUUGCUAUGCCAUCUCCUACACAGCCCACUCAGCCACCUGUUCCAUCAUUUAUUCAACCAUUUGCUGUGCUAUCUCCUACACAGCCCACUCAGCCACCUAUUCCAUCAUUUGUUCCACCAUUUGCUGUGCCAUCUCCUACACAGCCCACUCAGCCACCUAUUCCAUCAUUUGUUCCACCAUCUGCUUCACCAUGUGCUGGGACAUCUCCUGGGCCGUCUCCUGGGCCAUCUCCUGAGGUAGCUGCUUCACAGCCCACUCAGCUACGUACUCCACUAUCUGGAUUUUCCGACACUCAUUCUCCUCAGCUGAAGAACAAGGAAGCUGAAAAUUUUGUUGAUCCUUUUUACAGGAAGGAUGUUUGCUUAGCAGCAUAUGCAGGUUCCAUUCCACCAUUAGAAGGGGAAAGACAUUGGCCAAGGGUGCCAUGUGAAGUACAACCCCCUCCUAUCAAAAUAGGUCCAAGUAGACCUAGAAAGAAUAGGAGGAGGGACCUUGAGGAAGACCUUAAGAAGCAUGGGACUUUGAAGAGAACUGGAUCUGAAAUGACUUGUAGCCUAUGCAAGGUGAAGGGCCACAAUAAAAGGAGGCGUCCAAACAGGGACACCAUAACUGUGCCUGAGCCCGCACCUAAAAAACCUAGGGGGAGGCCUAUGAAGGAUGGCCAACCACCACAAGCUACAUAUCAACCUACUACAAACUCAACUCAUCACAAUGCAACUGCACAACCCUCUCAGCUUGGCAGAGGGGGAAAAAUGGUCAGAAGUGGAGUUGGUUCCAGGGGAUGUGGAAGAAGAGGCAGGGGAAGGGGGAGGGUCCCAGUUGGUGUGAGGGUGUUCAUUGGGGAUGAUGGUUCACCCAUUCUCAAUCCUCAAUCUCAAAGAGGAGCUCUUGAUAAAUUUAUUAUAAAAGAGCCUCAUAUUCAUGUUGAUAAUCAAAAUAUUGAGAAGCUAAAUGAUGAAAUUCUUGAAAAUGAGGUUACUAACGAGAAUGUUGAUAUGGAGAAUCAAAAUGUGGACUCGGAAAAUAGAGGUGAUGUGGCUAUUGAAAAUGAUAAUUUGGAUAAUUAA